Molecule: messenger RNA, 1737 nt
Organism: Cordyceps fumosorosea ARSEF 2679
Lineage: Eukaryota; Fungi; Ascomycota; Sordariomycetes; Hypocreales; Cordycipitaceae
Product: Carotenoid oxygenase
Exons: 2
Coding region: 1-1737 (578 amino acids)
Biological process (GO): carotene catabolic process
Molecular function (GO): carotenoid dioxygenase activity
Source: RefSeq, a predicted model, not a curated record
AUGGCACUCAACGCACCAGGUAUUAUAUUGCGGCGAGCCACCGACGAAGGUGAAGACGUGGCCGAUUUUCACAACAACAGGCUGCAAGAGGGUUGGAAAGAAUGGCCCAAUGAAGCUGGUUUUGAAGGCCUCGAAGAACAUCGUGGUCCCAUUGCGCUGAAAGUUCAGGGCUCGAUUCCUGAAUGGGCCGCCGGCUCUCUUUACCGCACCGGGCCCGGCCAGAGUUCCGUUGAGACCGAUUCUAAUGGCACUUACAACAUUAGUCACUGGUUUGAUGGCCUGGCUCACAGCCACAAGUUUGACAUAGUCCCGCCCGCCGCACCAGGCGGCCAGACAUCAGUCAUGUAUUCUUCUCGGCGACAAUCCGAGAGACUGGAGCAACACAUCAAAAAAAGGGGAAAACGAGGCUCUCCCUCAUUUGGCCAGCGCGCUGAUCCUUGCAUGGGAAUUUUCUCAAAGGCAAUGGGCGUCUUUGCUCCCCGUGAUCAAUACAACAACAACGUCGUGCUGGUGCCCAACUUUCCCAGCAUCGACAAGGAACGCAAGCCAGCAAAAGAGACUGGUCAUCGCCCUGAUCUUGAUAAUCUCUACAUUACCACAGACACAGCUGGCUUGCAGAAGAUCGAUCCGCAAACUCUGGAGCCACUGGGCUAUACGGAUCAGUCGAGUUUGCACCCAGACCUCAAAGGCCCGCUCUCAUGCGCACACGCACAGCGGGAUCCCGAAAACGGCGACCUGUACAACUACAAUCUCGAAUUUGGCCGCUUUGCGACAUACCGCUUUUUUCGCGUCAGUGCCGCCACAGGCAAAACAGAUGUCUUUGCUACGGUAUCGGAGCCCGGACUGGCCCCAGCCUACAUUCACAGCUUCUUUCUGACGCCCAGCUACAUGGUGCUGUGCAUCCCAACUACCCAUCUUGCAUGGAACGGUCUCAAGAUUCUAUGGGAACAGAGUGUUCUUAGCUCCAUAAAGCCGUUUGACGAGAAUAAUCAGUGCCGCUGGUUAGUCGUCGAUCGCAGAGGUGACCGUGGCGUCGUUGCCCGCUUUUCUACGCCGGCAUCCUUCUUCUUCCAUUCCGUCAAUGCUUUUGAAGAGGAGAUUCAAGAUGAAAACAAUGAAAGGCGUACUGAUAUCUCGCUCGAGUACGUUCGCUACGACAACACAGACAUCCUCAAGAGUUUGUACUACGACGUUGUCACAGAUCGAGACGACGCAGCCAAGAAAUUUUUCUUCACAGAUGAGCGUUACAAGAAAGGGCACGCCCGUCUUGUUCGGUACCGCUUCCGCCUACCACAUCAUGAUACACCACAGACCAAGCAAGAAGCCGAGACUGCUGCUGGUGAAGAGGUGGUCUCAAUCCCGGCCCCGCACGCAGGCGACCUACCCAUAAUCAACCCGCAUAUGGCGCACAAGCCUCACCGCUACGUGUACGCCGUUUCGAGUCGCGGUAUCAGCUCUUUCAUGGACUGUCUCGUCAAGACGGACGUGCAGACGCGCGAAGCCCUCCUCUGGCGCGGCGACAAGGGCCACACCCCCGGCGAGCCCAUAUUUUUAGAGCGGCCGGGAGCGACGGAGGAAGAUGACGGAGUGCUGCUGAGCGUGGUACUGGACGGGGUGUCCAAGACAUCGUAUCUGCUGUGCCUGGACGCAAGGUCGUUGGAGGAGCUUGGAAGGGCAGAGGCAGACUUUCCGAUCGGGUUUGGGUUCCACGGACAUCACCAGCCGAUAAAGCGCUGA